AUGGCCGACACGUCCAAACAGACAGACGGCCCCGACCCCUGGGAUCCCUUGGCGUGGGACCCCACGACUAUCCCCGACUUCGACAAUGAUUUUAUAGGAGAGGACGAUGUACAAGAGUUCGCCAAAGCCCUUGCCGCUCCCGAUUUCACCUCUCCCUCAGAAGAAGAUCUCCUGAAUCCCCCGAGUCAACCUCCCCAGUUCUUCACUGCUCUCAACGACUGGGCCCCUGUACGCCAGAAGGUCAAGGGCCGCCAAAAACAACAGAAAGAGAAGAAGAAGCUGCCUCCCCGUCGAGGCAAGGACGAGACAAGAGAAGGAUGGACAUACAAUCUGCUCAAAUGGCCGCUGCUCUUUGUCGUUCUGGGCUGGAUCAUGGCGCUGGGCAUCUCAUACACCUUCACAAGGCUCUACAUCUCCCUCUACGAACAGAUCGUCACCUGGCGUGGAAAGCGUGAAAUGUUGCGCGCCAGUUUACGCCACAAGUCAAACUAUCAAGACUGGAUCAAGGCCGCCGAGGAGCUGGAUGGCCACCUGGGCAGCGACAAAUGGAAGACUGCAGACGAGUAUGCUUAUUAUGAUAGCAAGACCAUCCGUCGCGUCAAGCAACGUCUGCAAUCCUUGAAAGCAAAGGUCCAAGCCGAAGUCAACGACAACCCUGCCAUGUCUCCCAUGUCUUCUGGUACACGUGCAGUCGACGAGCUCAGAGGUCUCGUCGAGGCUUGCGUCAAGAACAACUUUGCUGGCUUCGAAAAUCCCCGUCUCUACUCUGAAACUUACUACGGAACCAAGAACCUCGUGCAGGAUUUCAUAGACGAGGCUUCUGAUUGUAUAAAGAUGUUGCUAGACUCGGAUAAACUCUCGCUGGAAGACAAGCGUGCUAUGGUUAAGCACAUCAGCACCAACUUCGGACGUACCGCUCUUUGUUUGUCUGGCGGUGCAACUNUUGCAUACUAUCACUUCGGUAUCGCAAAAGCCCUUCUGGAUGCUGACCUUCUACCACCAAUCAUUACUGGUACUUCUGGAGGCGCUCUUGUCGCUGCGUUACUCGGCACUCGUACGGACGAGGAGCUCAAGACCACGCUGGUUCCUGCAUUGGCUGCCAGGAUCACCGCUUGCAGAGAGUCUUUCUCGGUAUGGUCCAAACGUUGGUACAAGACUGGUGCUCGCUUCGACUCAGUCGACUGGGCUAGACGAUGUGCAUGGUUUUGUCAUGGUUCUCUCACUUUCCUCGAGGCUUUCCAACGCACGGGUCGCAUCCUCAAUGUAUCCUGCGUGCCUUCAGAUCCGCAUUCACCGACUAUUCUUGCAAACUACCUGACAGCUCCUGAUUGUGUUGUCUGGUCUGCUGUCAUUGCAUCAGCCGCCGUUCCUGGCGUCCUCAACCCUGUCGUGCUCAUGAGANAAAAGCGAGAUGGCACUUUGGAGCCCUACGCUUUCGGCCACAAGUGGAAAGAUGGGUCGCUACGUACUGACAUUCCGCUCAAAGCUCUCAACCUGCAUUUCAAUGUCAACUUCAGCAUCGUUUCUCAGGUCAACCCUCACAUUAACCUCUUCUUCUUUUCCUCACGCGGUAGUGUCGGCAGACCAGUGACACACAGACGCGGUCGAGGCUGGAGGNGAGGCUUCCUCGGCUCUGCUCUCGAACAGUAUCUCAAGCUGGACCUGACCAAGUGGCUUAAGGUUCUUAGACAUCUAGAGUUGCUCCCACGACCGAUGGGCCAAGACUGGAGUGAGGUGUGGCUGCAGCGCUUUUCCGGAACCAUAACCAUCUGGCCAAGAUCCAAGCCCUCUGAUUUCUGGCAUAUCUUAGCCGAUCCUUCCAAGGAUCGUCUGGCGNGAAUGAUUCAGAACGGCCAACAAGCCGCCUUCCCAAAGCUCAAAUUCAUCGCUAACCGCAUGAAGAUCGAGAAGAUCGUGGAAGACGCACGACAGAGCCUGAGGCCCAAUCCCAACGCUUUGCCCACCCCUUCGAUCGAAAAGAGCCAGAUGGGCAGUAUGCUCAGCAAUGAUGAUCUUGAGUCGAUGCUUGAGCAAGAGCAAGGACAAUCAGACGGAGAUGAGCUCGAGCCCAGUUCACUGCUCUCUCCACUCGACAGACCACAAAGUGGUAGAAACUCAAAGAAUCAGUCCCCGAUGGGCUCACGAUUCGAGGAGCGUAGAGCACCUUCUCCAUCGUUUGCUAGACGCUUUAGUGGAUGGCUUGGCAACAUGUCACCACGCGCACCGCGCACUUCGAGUGAGGUGGUACGCCCUAGUGUAAGGCGACUGCAGCGUGAAGAAUCACACGACUUUGCCAGAAGAGGCAGUGUCAUUGAUGAGAUUACACGUCAAACGAGCAUCUUCUUCGCCGAGCCAGACACGGAGAGCGAGAAGGAGGAUGAAGCGGAAGAUGUUGCGCCAUAUGGUGGCAACCCGCAGCGUGACUGGCGAGACUAUGGCGAUGGUGAUACCACGGCAAGCGAGGAUGAAGCAGAUGCCUUUAUCAAUGGAGGUCGGAAGGCCAAAACCAGUUAG
Messenger RNA from Aureobasidium vineae, 2514 nucleotides. NCBI's taxonomy places the organism in Eukaryota, Fungi, Ascomycota, Dothideomycetes, Dothideales, Saccotheciaceae. The record is from the annotation of a GenBank genome assembly.